AUGAGGCUUAUGAAGGUGCAGUUGUUAGCCUUAACCGUUCUGUGUAGCAAGGUAAUAAAAUCUCAAGAUACGGACUCUACAGAAGGUAUAAAGGUUGCUAAUUUAACUGAUAGGGACGAAGCUAUAGAUUAUUUGGCAUCUGAAAUUCAUGAAGAAGGAUUGCAAAAGGCAUUAAGUGAUGUUUUAAGUGAGAAUUUUCAAGUAGAUAAUGAUGGUAAACAUGAUCCCCAAUUAAUAACUAUGGAUGAGCCACCAAAAUAUAAAUUUGACGAAGUGCUAGAGUUGACGCCGCUGCCUAAAAACGCGUUACUAAGCUCCUUCCAGUUUUUUAUGAAAUCAAACAACUUUACUGUUGGGAAAAGCGACCAGAGUUUUGACCAGUUUGGUCAUUAUACUGUGUUUCCUAAAGCAAUUAGACCUUUAAUGGACAAUACUAAUACCAGAAAUCUCCAUUUGAGAUUCACUAAGGGAGUGUGGGACUACGAAAUGUGGGGUCAGCUUCCUCAUAAUGGUCUAAAAUCAGGCGGUUCUGGUGUGGAACUAUGGGCUGUCAUUGAGGCUCCUAACAAAGAUACAGCGUUUAAUAAGUGGAUAAAAUUAGCCAACUCGCUUAGCGGGUUGUUUUGUGCUUCUAUUAACUUUAUUGAUGCUUCUUCUACGACAUUCCCUGUGUCCGCUUUCCAACCGUACGAUGAGGAUGGAAUUCCAUUAUUCGAUCCAUCCAACCGCCUCUAUUUGCUCCGAGCAGCGCUUGCAAAUGAGCCUAUUUGUACUGAAAACUUGACUCCAUUCCUAAAGUUAUUACCAACAAAGGGAAAGCAAGGUAUUUCGACAUUACUGGAUGGCCAUAAGGUGUUUGAUUCACGCUGGCAUUCGCUGUCCAUCGAUAUUACUACACAGUGUGAAGAUAACGGAGUGUGUCACUAUAACAUGGAGGAGUUCAUAGAGACGGUUGUAAAUAUUCCUAAUACUAUUUCAAGGCUCGAAAAACCAAUACCUAAGCCAGUAGAUGGUUCUGAAUUGCGGUGCGACAAAACAAAAUAUUAUGAUUCAUGGACUUGUUUUCCACUUCCAGAAAGUACGAACGUCAAAUAUGAACUAUCAAAUAUUUUUGGUUAUUAUAUUAUGGGGGGGAGUUCAUUAUCUGAAACAUCUUCUAAGAUUUGUGUUCGUGUUCCUGACAGUUGGAAGGUGUUAAUCAAGGUCGACAAUUCCUAUUUCUCCACAGGUAAUAACUGUUUUGAUGUUAGAGGAGAAAGAUGGCACGAUGUUUAUAUAGAAACGAAGGAUUCGAGCCAGGUCGAACCAAUCAAAGAUUCUCCUGUAUAUGUUACUCGUUCUUUGACUGUUUAUGGACAAGAUAAAGGUGGAUUGCGGACUGUGUUCAGGAAUCCCGCCUCCUCCCCUGUAAAACUUCUUUACUUUGAAUCCCUACCUUGGUAUAUGAGGCUAUAUCUAUCGACAUUGGAAAUUGAGAGCGACUCAGGCUUGACUAUAAAGGACGUCAUAAAGUCUACUUAUUAUUUACCUGCUUCUGAUCGUGAAAGACCGUCCCAUUUGGAAUAUGAAAUGACAAUUCCACCUAAUACAACAUUUUCAUUAACAUACCAGUUCGACAAAUCUUUACUACAAUAUUCUGAAUAUCCACCAGACGCAAACCAUGGUUUUGAAAUAGAAUCUGCAGUAGUUACAGUAUUGUCACCCAUCAAAUACGAAUUUAGGACCGCUACCUUAUUGCUAACUUUGGCCACACCUGACUUUAGUAUGCCUUACAAUGUCAUUAUUCUGACUUCCACUGUUAUGGGGCUAGUUUUCGGUACGCUGUUUAAUAUGCUUGUAAAGAAGAUAAUUACUGUCCAAGAAGCAGAUGAAAUCAUCGCAAGAAAUGGGCCCCGUGCUAACUUAAGGAAGUUAAAACAAAAAUUGCUGAACUUCAGGAAAUCAAAUACACAUAAGGUAAACUAA
Messenger RNA from Eremothecium sinecaudum, 1965 nucleotides. It is a transcript of the gene GPI16, whose product is annotated as GPI-anchor transamidase subunit GPI16. Gene Ontology annotation, biological process: attachment of GPI anchor to protein. The transcript has a single exon. The coding region runs from base 1 to 1965 and encodes 654 amino acids. Gene Ontology annotation, cellular component: GPI-anchor transamidase complex. Lineage: Eukaryota; Fungi; Ascomycota; Saccharomycetes; Saccharomycetales; Saccharomycetaceae. The record is from RefSeq and is a predicted model, not a curated record.